Molecule: messenger RNA, 634 nt
Organism: Hibiscus syriacus
Lineage: Eukaryota; Viridiplantae; Streptophyta; Magnoliopsida; Malvales; Malvaceae
Product: protein EARLY RESPONSIVE TO DEHYDRATION 15-like
Exons: 2
Coding region: 54-473 (139 amino acids)
Source: RefSeq, a predicted model, not a curated record
CGUAAAGCAUUUUCUUUCUUCUGAUUUACUGAUUACACUUUUUAGUUGAAAAAAUGGAGGUUCUUUCGCAGCAAUCAGUGUCCUCAACAUUGAAUCCCCACGCUCCAUUGUUCGUUCCUUUGGCAUAUCGGAUGGUCGAGGAUUUCUCCGAUCACUGGUGGGCUCUCGUCCAAUCGUCUCCUUGUUUCCGCGACUACUGGCUACAGGAACGCUUCCACGACCCCCAAAACGACGACGUUGACGAUCUUCUCUUCCCCGACGACCUCGAUGACAUCUUUGACCAAUUCGAUGACGGUUUCGUCGAUCCUAUACCAGAGGAAAAGGAGGGAGAUAAUCAAAGGAAGUUAGUACCAGUUGGAGUAUUUAAGUGGAUGAAGGACCAAGUUGUGACUGAGCAGCCUAGGUUUGUUGAGAAAGCACCCAAGAUUGUGAAUGUGAAAAUGGUUCCACGGAACAUUCACCAACCAAGGUAAAUCAACUCGUGCUGAGUUGAGAUGGGAGGCUCGCCGGGCCUGCAACGGCCAUUUUCAAGCCUUUUUUUUAACCGAUUUCUCUUUUCUUCUUUCCAGUUUGUAGUAUUCUAUGUACAGAGAUCUGUAAAUUUUUAAUUAUGUAAUAAACGAAAUUAACUUCA